Molecule: messenger RNA, 1169 nt
Organism: Benincasa hispida (wax gourd)
Lineage: Eukaryota; Viridiplantae; Streptophyta; Magnoliopsida; Cucurbitales; Cucurbitaceae
Product: lactoylglutathione lyase-like
Cellular component (GO): cytoplasm
Molecular function (GO): lactoylglutathione lyase activity; metal ion binding
Source: RefSeq, a predicted model, not a curated record
AUUGCCCUUUCAUUACAUUCAACAUUAAUUCUUUGCUUUCAACUUUCAAGAUGGCUAACAAUUUGGGACUAUCCUCAAUCCUUUUCUCUCUUCUCAUCUUCUCUAUGAUCAUCGAAACGAGUUUCGCUGCUCGUAACUUAAAUGAAAAUGUAUUAAAAUGGGUGAAGAAGGACCAUCGUCGUUUUCUUCGAGCUGUUAUUCAUGUCUCCAAUCUCGACAACUCUAUCAAAACUUACACUGAAGGCUUUGGAUUGAAGCUUUUAAAGAGAAGAAUGUUUACGGAUCGAGGGUAUGAAGAUGCUCUAGUUGGAUUUGGGCCUGAAAAUACUCACUUUUUGUUAGAACUGAGACAACGGGAUGAAUCGAACAAUGUAUUUAUUGGCACAGAGUUCGGUUACUUUGGAAUUUCUACACAAGAUGUCUACAAAUCUGUGGAGCAAGCUCGAUCAAAUGGAGUAGUUGUAAUUCAAGAACCUGUAAAAGUUAACGAAACUAUAAUUGCAAUGGUUCAAGAUCAAGAUGGUUAUCAAUUUAAGUUCAUCCAAUGCCUUUCAGCUGCCGUUGAUCCUCUCUCCCAAAUAAUGCUUCGUGUACAAGAUUUGAAUCUCUCUACCACUUUCUAUUCAAAGGCAUUGGGGAUGAAACUGUUCGAGAGCCAAAACAAUUCACAAGGACAGUUUAUAAUGGGAACUAUGGGUUAUGGAACAAAUGAAAGUGAAACAACACUGCUGAAAUUGGAAACAAGAAAUAACCUCUCUCGUGAUGAUGGACGAGAUGGCUAUGCAAUGCUAUAUAUUAGUACUGACAAUGUAAAGAAGAGUGCUGAAGCUGCUAAAUUGGUAAUCAAAGAGCUUGGUGGGAACAUAAUCAUGGAGCCAGUUUUGGUGCCUACCAUUAAUGUCAAAAUGACUGGAUUUAGUGACCCAGAUGGUUGGAGAAUGAUUAUGGUAGACAAUAAAGAUUACCAAAGAGGAACUCUUUAGAAAGAAGGGGAGAAAGAAGGGGAGAGGAAGAAAAUGCUCAAAUUUAGGGACCAUUAUAAGAUUGAGAAUUUGUUUCUUAAUAAGUGGGCAUACCUAAAUUAUUGUAAUAUUUUUAGAGAUUAGAGUUGUGUUAUUAUUUAAUCUUGUACAUUUAUAACAUAAUUUCACAAUAAGCUUUUCAAUUUU